AUGUCUUUCUCAUUGAGAAUCCAUACAUACUCGGGUCCAUUGCUUAGCGAUGACGACAGUGAUGAGGAGCUCAUGGCUAUCAUGAAAGAUUGUAUCGAGCUCGAUGAGGCCGAACCGUCCCAGAAAUUAACUCGGGAACCGGUUUAUAGAGAUCGGUAUGGGACUGCUGACCAACUCAUGAUAGAUUAUUUCAUUGAAGACUCAACGUUUGCGCCACACCAUUUUAGGCGGCGUUUUCGAAUGAGAAAGAACUUGUUCAUGCGCAUCAUUCGCGAUAUACAAAGCUACUUUUUGUCUCCAAAACCAAGACAUUUUACCCGAAUGGAAGACUUACGUGUCGAUGCAAGAAAAAGGUUGGUUUUAGUACCAUCCAUAAAUGUGUAUCUGCCAUACGACAACUGGCCUGAGUAUUUGCGAAGACCCACACCGGAUGACAUACAACGUUUGCUAGGCAAACACGAAGAACUUCAUGGGUUUCCGGGGAUGUUAGAAAGCAUCGAUUGGCAAUACACUCGUGGUGAUAAAGGACGUCCAACCAUCAUACUUGAAGCGGUUGCGUCUUAUGAUUUAUGGAUAUGGCAUGCAUAUUUUGGCGCUGCAGGAUCUAACAACGACAUAAACGUCCUGAAUCAGUCAAAUUUGUUUAGGGAAAUAAUUGAGGAUACGGCUCCCGACACUCCAUUUAACGUUAACGGGACCGAAUAUAAGAAGACAUACUACCUUGCUGAUGACAUUUAUCCAGAGUGGUCUAUGUUUGUGAAAUCGUUCUCAUGCUCGCAAGACGAGAAAAGGAAGAAGUUUAAGAAGUACCAAGAAAGUGCUCGAAAAGAUGUUGAGCGGGAAUUCGGAGUUCUUCAAGGUCGAUGGGAGAUACUUCAGGCACCGGCAGAAGCCAUGAGUGUUAAUAAGAUUCGCCGAACCAUGUAUGCGUGUGUUAUGUUGCAUAACAUGAUUGUUGAGGAUUCGAGAUAUGCCAUAACCUCUUACGAAGAGAAUUUCAUUAACGAGCCACGUAACCUACCACGACGAACAUUCGAGGAGAGGCUAAAGGUGCAUGAGCGGACCAUUAAGGAACUUCGAGACCGACACGUCCACCAUUCUCUACGUCAUGAUCUCGUCGAGCAUAUUUGGAGUCUUCCUUAA
Molecule: messenger RNA, 1143 nt
Organism: Erigeron canadensis
Lineage: Eukaryota; Viridiplantae; Streptophyta; Magnoliopsida; Asterales; Asteraceae
Exons: 4
Coding region: 1-1143 (380 amino acids)
Source: RefSeq, a predicted model, not a curated record